Molecule: messenger RNA, 7311 nt
Organism: Lagopus muta (rock ptarmigan)
Lineage: Eukaryota; Metazoa; Chordata; Aves; Galliformes; Phasianidae
Gene: ARHGEF38
Product: Rho guanine nucleotide exchange factor 38
Exons: 14
Coding region: 67-2397 (776 amino acids)
Cellular component (GO): cytoplasm
Molecular function (GO): guanyl-nucleotide exchange factor activity; protein binding
Source: RefSeq, a predicted model, not a curated record
CUGAGCCUUCCCCUGAGCAGUGAGCUGCCUGCCCAAGAUCACCCCUCAUCCCUGGCCAGCCUGGCCAUGGCGAGCACGGACGGCAUAGGGGGCCGAAGGAAGAAUUUGGCCCUGCUGCGGCACAGGCUGUACAUGGGGGAGAGGAGGAGGACGGAGCCCGUGGUAGAGAGCAGCGGGGCAGGAGAGCACGGUGCCUUGCGCAGGAGUCAGUCGGACAGGACGGAGUACGGCCAGAAGCUGCAAGAAAAAAUGGCCCCACAGUCAGGAUUCACAUCCUCUGCCACCUUGCCACAGGAGGAUGAGGAAACCACCAAACGCAUGAUGGCCAAGAGGGUAAAAAUCAUCGCAGAGCUCAUGCAGACAGAGAGGGACUAUAUCAACGAUCUGGAUCUCUGCAUCAAGGAAGUGAUUCAGCCUCUGAGAAACAAGCAGAUCGCCCGCUUUGAUGUGGAUGGCUUGUUUAGCAACAUCGAAUCGGUCCAUCAAAUAUCAGCCAAGCUGCUGUCACUGCUGGAAGAAGCCACAACAGAUGUGGAACCACCCAUGCAAGUAAUCGGGGAAGUGUUUUUGCAAAUUAAAGGCCCACUAGAAGACACAUAUAAAAUCUAUUGCUAUCGCCACGAUGAUGCACACACCUUGCUCGAAUCCUAUGAAAAGGAUGAAGAACUGAAGCAGCAUUUAAGACACUGUGUACAAUCCUUAAAAAAGAUGUACGAGGAAGAAGGAAAGCCAAAUCUAAUGGACAUGGGAUCCCUGAUGAUCAAGCCAGUACAGCGGGUAAUGAAAUAUCCCUUGUUACUCCAUGAACUGUUGAAUUCAACUCCUGCUUCUCACCCUGACCACAAAGCACUACAAGAGGCCCUUUCUGCUAUGAAAAAUAUUAAUGUGAACAUCAAUGAACUCAAAAGGAGGAAAGAUUUAGUGCUGAAGUAUAAGAGGAAUGAUGAUGAUGAAACCCUGAAAGAAAAGUUUUCUCGACUGAAUAUUCACUCCAUUAGCAAGAAAUCCAAGAGGGUCACCAGCCAUCUGAAAAUACUGACAGGGGGAGAACCUCAGGUGAAAGAUCAGACAUUCAAUAAGGAAGAAAAGUUGUUUCGAAGCUUAGAGAAGACUGUGAAAUCAUGUGUGAAGAACAUUUCAUUAUCCUUACAGCAUCUACAGGAUUCCAUACAUCUGGCUGCACAGAAUGUAACUGGGCUUCAGGAAAUCUUGCAAGACAAAGAUGACGAAGCUAACAAAAACUCAAAGAAAAUGAACAACCCUACAAAUCUCUGUGAAGACCUCAUGGCUCAGCUAGACAAGGUUGUUUUGACUCCUCUCUCAGCACUACAAGCCUUGUUUUCAGGCCCACAGAAGCUCAUCCAGAAGCGCUAUGACAAAUUGUUGGACUACAACAGCUACCUCCAGAAGUCAACAGGAGAAGAGCUUGAUCUAGCAAAGAAAGACUAUGAGGCUUUAAAUGCACAGCUAGUGGAAGAACUUCAGGUAUUCAACAGAGCAGCCAAAAAGAUUGUGUUGAACUGUCUGUAUUGCUUCAUUACCCUCCUCAGAAGUAUUAUGUCUGCAGCACUUCAAUCAAAUUCUGCUGUGGUGGUGCCUGUUCCACUGUCUUCCUCAAGCAUCUGUGAAGUGCAGCAUCAGUUAAUGGAGGAGGUUCACAAGCUGAAUUUUGUAAAAGAAAACAGCAGUGCAACCUUCAUUGAAAGGAAAUUGAGCUUGGAAAAAAAGAAACCUGUCCCCUCUCCAUCUUUUCAGCUCGAAUCCCCACGUCAAACAGAAGACCACAGGUCCAAGCUGCUGUCUACGUACAGCGCAGAACUGCUGUAUCAAGCUAAGCGCAAGUGCAAUGCCACGCAGGAAUUUGAUAUUGAUCUGCAUGAAGGAGAAGUGGUGGCUGUUGUGGAGCAAAAGGAUCCCUUCCAAAGUACUAGCAGAUGGCUUGUUGACACAGGAAUCCUCAAGGGAUAUGUGUAUUCCUCCUUCCUGAAGCCUUUCAAUCCAGCCAAAGCGCAGAAGGACAUAGCAGAGAGCAACUUGUGUGAUGAUGAUUUUGAUAACAUCAGCCUCUUUGUCUCUUCACGGCCAUCCUCUGACAGCAGCUCAAGUUCAGGGCACAAGAAGAGUGACAGCAACUCAUCUCUUCACCCCUGUAAAAAUCCCACAACUAAUAGCACAGAGGCUGGAGAUUCUCAGGAUGUGGAUGAUCAGCAUACCUUCUAUGCUGUUUAUGCAUUUCAAGCAAGAAGUGAUCAAGAACUCAGUCUUCAGGAGUAUCAGAAGGUUAGAAUACUUCGGUUUUCUGACCUGAGUGGCAAUAAAGAAUGGUGGCUAGCAGAAGCCAAAGGUCAGAAAGGAUAUGUACCAUCUAAUUUUCUCGGAAAGAUGACAUACGCUUAGGAACCUAAAAGGUCCAUUCAGCCAGUUUCUACAAAGCAAACAAUGAUAAUCUACAAUGGUUUGCAGAAAGCAAGGCAAACUCACAAGUGACUGACAGAAGCCAUGGCACCUGGUGCAGCACACACAUGAUACUGAGGACCUCUGGUUUCCAAAAGCCAUCACCUUGUCAAGACCUCAGGGAAGAAGCAUUUAACAGGAAGAUCAAUUCUGCUUACCACCCCAAAGGGCUUGCUUUUCCCUAUUACCCCAUAAUUUUCACUUCUAUCAAAAUGUCCUACAUCCAAAUUCAACCUACAAAUACACUUCACAGCAGAAGUGAUGUUCCCUCCCCCCCCUAAAUAAUAUUCAAGAUGAAGGCAGCCAGCCUUGAAAAAAGACAAAUUCAGCCUUCAGGGAUUUUGCAGCUCAGACUGAAUUGUUCUUAAAUCUCUACCUUGAUGAACACAACCACAUAUCCAAACUCAAGCUUUUGGGUUAUCUAUUUUUAUCUCCAGCCACUUUUGUAAAGAAUCUUUUUCUCAGUGGUGAAUAGAGUGGGAAAAGAAAAAGAAAAAGGCUUUUUUUUUUUUUUAAGAAGCAUUUCAGUUUAAACCAUACUGAUGCAGUUGGUAUCAGCAGCUGAACUCAGAGAUGAAAGUAUGUUUAGUUACAUGUAGAAAUGGAAUGAGGAAAAAAAGGGAAGAAGAAACGUGAAAUAAAGGUCAUCUUCAAGAAAAUAAAUUUCAUAGCUACUUUGUAAGGUAAGAAACAGUCUGCAGCACGACGAAUCUGCCUCAGGUUUAAAAUGACUUUUCUAUACACUAGCUGCUUUUUAGUGUAAGAUCCAUGUAGUGAAACAAUUUGUGUCACUAGAUUUAGGAAAUUCAUUAAGAUUUGGAAAAAGGGUCAAGCAGUGCCAUUCCAAGAAUAUUUACUGCCUAUCUGAUUCUUUAGGUCAGACACAGAGAUCAUACUAUCAAGGGAAUACACUAAGAUUUAAGAUGUAUCAACAUUUAUCUUCCCAAAAAGAAAAAAAUCAUUCUCAUACUGAAAGCAUCUUAACAUUAAACAGUGAAGAAAAUACUGAUGAGCUGAUCUGCUGUUUGCAAAACUUGGAAUUAAAAGCCCUAUAUCUGGCUGAAGUAUCUUAACAGCAGUCAGGGUUAUUUUAAGAAGAUAAAAUAGUUUACACCAUACCUCAGUGAGCAUGGAAAACUAAAAAAUCCCAAGGAAAGAUGUGUUUUUCAAGCAGUACUUUUUGAGUUUCCCUGACUGCAGUGACCCUUACUGAGCUUAGGCUGGUGCCCUACACUAGGCUGGUGGGCAAUCUAACAAUACAUCUUUACUACUACCACUGAUAACUGUGCAUUUACAAAAAUUUAUUACAGGACAGAAAUGCCUUGGUCCUCUAGCAAUGAGUGAGGACCUUCUUACAUUAAGUACUGCAAAAAGAAAACAGAUCAACAACCUAAGAGUCUGAGCCUGAAACAGUGAAAGAAACUCCUUGUAGAUAUUUUCAGUACAGCUUCGUAAUUGUUUUUAACUGAUUGACCAAUAAAAUGGGGGGGCAGGAGGGUGUCGUUGAUCAAAGGUGAGCAUAUACAGAAAUUGUUCUAAAGCUGUUGUGUCAGUUUCUACUUCCUGAAGCACAGGAUACGAAUGUAAAACAAUCCAAAGACUAUAGCAUAGCAAGAAAUAGCCAGUCUGCAAAGAAAGGAUGAGAGAGUUACAAUAGCUGAUGCAAGCAAUAGUUUUUGCUGCACAAAUGGAUCUAUUUUCAUUUUCAGCUCCAUAUUUGCAUUUCAUUUUGCUGAAAAGAUAAUUUUGAGUUUUGCUCAGAAGAUGUAAUAGAUACACAGUGGAGCUGUGUAUCUCACAAAACUGAGAUCCUGAAAUUUGUGCCAGAUUAAAGUUAUACGAUAGAGAAACUUGUAGACUUCACUGAGAUGGACAUCCAGAAAUUAGGAUAUGAAAUUCGGAACUACUGCAAUCCCAAGACCAGUAAGAAAAGAUAUGUACAAGAUUGCUUAACUUGCACUUUCAUCUUGCUGUUUCAUAGCAAGCAAAAAAAAAAAAAUCAUUCAUCCAUGGAUAAAGCUUUUUUUUUUUUUUUUCCAAAAAAGAAAACUUCACAUUUAAGUAAAUUAAGAAAAUAAAGUGAAGGAGGGGGAUGAAGGGGAGGGGUGCAUGACCUUGGAUGAAUGAAUCGUAUGGAUUACUAUCAAUUUCACCCUACUGAGACUGCAUUGCUCUGGCACUUAAACUUUAAGAUUAUGGGGAAGAUAUGCACAAGAAGCUUUUCAGCAUGUCUUACAUUUCAGAGUAUUUUAUUUGGAGAUGUUCUAUACUUCACAGUAGUUGAAAGAGUUUUAGAAAUGACUGAAUUGUAUUUAAGUGCUUCCAAGACUGCAUUAAGUCAAGGAGUGUUUUAUAUUUCAGAUAGGGAAAUUAAGUAAGGGCAAGAGUCAGAAAAAAAAGAUUUCUGUAGUAUUAGUUCUCAGAACUCUGCUUGAGUCAUACGGAAGGCUCUGAUUUUGAGUGUUAUGUACAUUCUCCAUGAAAAAUCAGGCUCUGUGAAGGUGUCUCUAAGCAAGUUCAAACACUGCUUUCUGAAGUGUUCAGUAGGGAUCCCGAAGUAACAAGAAAGAUGAAGUAACAGUGACAAUGUUUCUUUAAAUAUGUGGGAUUUCAGAACUUCUAGGAGGAUUCUAAUAAGCUAUGAAAUCCCACUUGAUGGUUAGCACUCUUUAAAAUGUUAUACUGCAGGCUAGUUUAUGUGACUUCAUUAUAUAUAUUUAAAAUCCUUACAGUAUCUUGGGAUUCACUAAAUAUAAACAGGUGUUCCAGUGGAUUAGCUUAUUUAACCACCUCAGAAAUUCCAAGUCUCGUAUAUUAAAAUUUGAUAUUACAGGUGUCUCACAAUCUUUUUGUUUGCUUAAAACAAAUAAAAAUCCAACUUCAAUUAUUGCAAAACCAAGAGAUGCUCUUUGAAUUAAAGCCUUCACCCAAUAAGGAGAUUUACAACAAUUCAAAUUAGACUUGCUCAGAUGCAUUUUUGUUAAGAGUCCAACUUUCAGCACUACAGUUCUGAGCCAGGUUAGGACUCCAGACAUUCUUAAAAGCUACGUAAUGUUUUCACAGCUGAUUCAGUAAUGUAAAAGAAGGUUACAGUAUACUAAGAAUUUUCUUGUUCUAAUUAGUGACAAAACUAAUUAUUUUGACUGAAGGAGGAAAAGGCUGCAGUUUAAUCCUGCAUGUACUCAAACAUACAUUUUAGUUACUUGUACCAUCAUGACAGUAAGCAUGUAUUACUAGGACUGGGUCCGUUCAAGCUGAAGUGUUCCUCCCCUCACAGAUGUAUUUUUAAGUAUUGACAUUGGUCACCUGCAACCCUGCAGACAUCCAAGCCAGCAAACAACACAAUGCCUCUCAUUCGACCUUUGACAACUGUGUUGUCUUCCCUCUUAAUCCUUAAAUGAGGAUUUACCUUUUUAAAACUAAAACACAUUGAAGAAUUCUUCCUUCUGAGUAAUUAUGCCCUUCAAAUGCUAAAAUAUACCUUUGCUGUCAUUUUAAGCUAGAUUGCAGAAAUGCCACCUCUGGACUAGAGCUGUAAAAGAAAACAGUCACAAUGCUUGUGUGACUAUAACUCCUACAAUCAUCUUUGUUCAGAAAUGGUGAAAUUAACCUUCUUAAAUUAUUGCAAUAAUAAAAAUAUUUUUCUAAGGCUGUUGUCUUUUUUUUAAAUUAUACAAAAAAAAGACCUAUUCCAGAAGCUAAGAGCUAUGCAUGCUACCCAAGAUCUGCUUCCUGUUGUCAGCUAUAAAAAGCAUCACUGCAAAGUUACCAGAGCAGAAGAAAUGGUCAGUUGCAUCAAAUAAUGCACUGCCUUUUUAGUAUACAUCUUAACUUCUCUAUUCACAUAUUAGAACUUGCUCAGUACCUUGAUAACAUAUGAGUUUCAAAAUACACCUCAAGUUUGCAAAUAUUAUGUUAGACCUGUUCUUUUCUUGCUACUUCUAUGGUUGUGACCAUUAUUUACUGCUAUGUCCAGCCAAAUUUUUUCCUGUUACCACUCAUGACAGAAAGGCCUGCUAUGGAAGUAGAUUACAGAACUGUGUUAGAUGCCAGUAUCUUUCCUGUUAGACCCAGAUACCACCAGCACCCUAGUCCAGCCAGAAGCCUUCACACAAAAGAAAUAAAUUGCCUCACAUUGCUAAGGAAAUCAGGAUUUGAGCAUCUGUGAAAAACAUAAUAUAUAAAUGGAAGUAUAUUUUUAUACUGACUAAUAAAAUGAGUAAGAAAAGUCAUGAAGCUAUACUUACAGUAGAUCACAGAGCAAUCUAGUUUAGGGAUUAAAAAAAAAAAAAAAAACAGGACUGUUUUCCAGUUACUUUUUUCCCUAAAUAUGGAAUGUAUUUUCAAAAUUCACAAGGCCUUCCUUCCCUUCUGCCUUACACUAAGUUCAUCAACUCCAAGUGUAAAUUCAGUUGAACAAUGCCAAAGAACAGAUUCCUCUCCUGAUAAUACAGUUAAUUCCAUACUAACUUCAAAGCAGAAAGCAACUGUUCCCUUCAAUAUACUGUGGCUUCCAGCAGUGCCUAUUUUAUGUAUUCAAGCUAGACUGUUGAUUUAAAAGUCCAGGUCUAUGUUACAAAUCCUUACUGAUAUAAUACUUCAGAGAAUCACAAUCCUAACUGACAUUUUUAUACCAACAGAAGGAGACUUAACUUUUCAUUUCAGAAGCUGGAAAAGUUACAACAGAAAAUUUAUAUUAAUUGCAGAUCCACUGCAAGUUUUGCUAAAUGUAUGGCAAAAGAAGUUGAUGACAAUGCCUUCUAAUAGGGAUACAGGCACUAUGGAGCAACAGCUCACCUCUUUCCAGUGGCCCAAGAAGAGUGCAAGGGUUUGUGCUACAAACCCUUAAAUGAAGGU